AAACUUGUUCCUGGCCUGUGGGCGCCGGCCGGCGGUCCCCCGCCCCGUCGGCCCACCCGUGCGGUCCCGCCCCCCGGCGGCCCGGGCGCCUUGGCCAGCCCUGCCCCCGGCGCCCCCAGUGUCCGCCAUGGCCAAAGCCUACGACCACCUCUUCAAGUUGCUGCUGAUCGGGGACUCGGGGGUGGGCAAGACGUGUCUGAUCAUUCGCUUCGCCGAGGACAGCUUCAACAGCACCUACAUCUCCACCAUCGGAAUCGACUUUAAGAUCCGCACCGUGGACAUCGAUGGCAAGAAGAUCAAACUGCAAGUCUGGGACACGGCUGGCCAAGAGCGAUUCAAGACGAUCACUACUGCCUAUUACCGCGGAGCCAUGGGCAUCAUCCUAGUGUACGACAUCACUGAUGAGAAAUCCUUCGAGAACAUUCAGAACUGGAUGAAGAGCAUCAAAGAGAAUGCCUCCGCUGGGGUGGAGCGCCUCCUGCUGGGGAACAAGUGUGACAUGGAGACCAAGAGGAAGGUGCCCAAGGAGCAGGCCACCAAGUUGGCACAAGAGCACGGCAUCCGGUUUUUCGAGACAAGCGCCAAAUCCAGUGUGAACGUGGAUGAGGCCUUCAGUUCCCUGGCCCGGGACAUCUUGCUCAAGUCUGGAGGCCGCAAAUUGGGAAACAGCAGCAAGUCCCCUGGCACAGAGCUGAAACCCAGCGACAAGAAGGGCACCAGCAAGUGCUCCCUGGGCUGACGACCCGGCGGGCUUCCCUCGGCCAACGCCGGGUGGGCCGCUCCACGUCGGAGGGCGCGGGGCUGAGGGCCUUGGAGGGCU
Molecule: messenger RNA, 820 nt
Organism: Ochotona princeps (American pika)
Lineage: Eukaryota; Metazoa; Chordata; Mammalia; Lagomorpha; Ochotonidae
Gene: RAB13
Product: RAB13, member RAS oncogene family
Exons: 8
Coding region: 128-739 (203 amino acids)
Biological process (GO): Golgi vesicle fusion to target membrane; cellular response to insulin stimulus; protein secretion
Cellular component (GO): trans-Golgi network transport vesicle; plasma membrane; endosome
Molecular function (GO): GTPase activity; GTP binding
Source: RefSeq, a predicted model, not a curated record